GAUGGAGCGAUUGAGUAUAGUGGUGUUGCGCAGUCGUGGCAAAUGAGAAUCAUUUGAGAAGGCAACAAUCAAUCAAAUGGAAAGAUAAACUAACCUCGAAGUGAAGUGACAUAAAUUGGUAUAUGCCCAAAUGUUUAGAUUGGUUAUAACUAAUAGGAAUUUAUCGUAAAACCUUUAUCCGCCAGCAGCAUCAGUUCCUCAAAUCCGAUUUGAAAGAAAACUCGUAAAAAAAUAAAAAUGAAGAAAAAGGUUUUACUCAUGGGGAAGAGUGGUUCGGGAAAAACUAGUAUGCGGAGUAUUAUUUUUGCAAAUUAUAUAGCUAGAGAUACUCGGCGUUUGGGGGCUACAAUCGAUGUGGAACACAGCCAUGUUCGUUUCCUGGGGAAUCUUGUUCUCAAUCUGUGGGACUGUGGAGGACAAGAAGCAUUCAUGGAGAAUUACUUCGCCUCCCAGAGAGACAAUAUCUUCAGAAAUGUCGAGGUUCUGAUAUAUGUUUUCGACGUUGAGUCUCGCGAAUUAGAUAAAGAUAUGCACUAUUAUCAAAGUUGUUUGGAAGCUAUAUUACAAAACAGUCCAGAAGCCAAAAUAUUUUGCCUCGUACACAAGAUGGAUUUAGUCCAGGAGGAUCAGAGAGACCUCAUUUUUCGGGAGAGAGAGGAGGAUUUGAAGAGACUGAGCCUACCCCUAGAAUGUACGUGCUUCAGAACGAGCAUAUGGGAUGAAACAUUAUACAGGGCUUGGUCUUCUAUCGUCUACAUGUUAAUUCCAAAUGUUAAAGAACUAGAACAGAGUCUCAAUCAAUUUGCCAAUAUUAUCGAUGCUGAUGAGGUGUUACUGUUUGAACGUGCAACAUUCCUAGUUAUCAGCCAUUGCCAGAGGCGUUUUCAUAGAGAUGUUCAUCGAUUUGAGAAGGUCUCCAAUAUCAUCAAACAAUUCAAAUUAAGCUGCAGUAAAUUGGCAUCACAAUUUUUGAGUAUGGAAGUUAGGAACACAAAUUUCGCAGCCUUUAUCGACGUUUUCACAUCAAAUACGUAUGUGAUGGUCAUCAUGUCCGAUCCGGGGAUUCCUUCUGCUGCAACGUUGAUCAACAUUCGCAAUGCUCGAAAACAUUUUGAAAAAUUGGAACGUGCUAGUCAGAGCUCAGCACUGAGCGGAUAGAAAUCAGCACGACCCAGGUACCUUAGUUGCCCGGGUCCAAAAUCUUAAUUGGCUUUAGAGAAUUUUUUACUCGCCUUCACAUUAUAGAUAACAAUCAUUGGAACUAUUCAAAUAUUUUUUUUUUUCAAAUAUAAUGAGAGAAACGCCAACAUAAUAUCACGGAUUAAGUACAUUUAUAGGGUUCUUAGAUAAGAAAAGCUCAAAAAUUGUGCUAAUAGAAAAAGAAAAAGGGAAAUCAUAUCCAAGUUAUAAAAUUCAACUUCAAAUUGUGUGACGUUCCGUACUGUUUAAACAACAAUACGCCCUAAAUUUGUAAUGGAUUAUAGUGAAUGAACGUAAUCUCACAAUAGCUUUGAUUGAUUUUCUUCUUCACAGUCUAUUUUGUAUUUCUUAUAUGACACAUACUUAUACUUUUAGUGGAUAAUAUGUAUUGUCCUCUACUGCAAAUUCAUGGACUUUAUUUGUUGCUCAUACACUUCAGAUGAAUUGAAGUAUGAGAAAUAAAAUGGAAUUUUUGCAGGGGAAAAUGUAAUAGUUCCAUUAAUGGAACUUCCCAUAAACUGAAAUAUACCGUUGCUAAUAAUCAA
Messenger RNA from Diachasmimorpha longicaudata, 1745 nucleotides. It is a transcript of the gene RagA-B, whose product is annotated as ras-related GTP-binding protein A. Gene Ontology annotation, biological process: cellular response to starvation; negative regulation of autophagy. NCBI's taxonomy places the organism in Eukaryota, Metazoa, Arthropoda, Insecta, Hymenoptera, Braconidae. Gene Ontology annotation, molecular function: GTPase activity; GTP binding. The record is from RefSeq and is a predicted model, not a curated record. Gene Ontology annotation, cellular component: lysosome; Gtr1-Gtr2 GTPase complex; nucleus. The transcript is spliced from 6 exons. Bases 238 to 1158 code for a protein of 306 amino acids.